Molecule: messenger RNA, 1062 nt
Organism: Cyclocybe aegerita
Lineage: Eukaryota; Fungi; Basidiomycota; Agaricomycetes; Agaricales; Hemipholiotaceae
Source: the annotation of a GenBank genome assembly
AUGGAGCCCAUCGCCUACACCUUCUUCGCAGAUGCCGCGCUGUUUGACAUGGACGGCACCCUGACCGACUCCAUCGCCGCUGUCGAAGCUGCAUGGAACAAGGUCGCCAAAGACAUCGGGCAGGACCCCGAGCACGUCAUCGCCGCCACCCACGGCAAGCGCGCCGUCGACAAUCUGUCGCACUUCAAGCCGCACCUCAAGUACGAGGAUCUUGAGGACGAAGUCGCUCAGUUCGAGGAAUCGAUCCUUUUCUUCGCCGACGCCUACAGUACGCACGGGCCUGGCUCGGAGCUUGGGUCUGGCUCCAUCAGCCCGCUCUCGGAUUCCUUGUUGGACAAGUCUUCCUCUCCUCCCUCGGACGAGACCACACCCGAACUUACCCCUGCCAACUCCAUCCCUCAUUCACGUCGUCCUUCAGUUGUCGCCUGGCAGCCCACCAGUCGUCGUCCAUCGUUCGGAAGUCGGCUCUUCCAUAUGUUGAGCGUCGCUGCUCGUAUGCGUGUCGCGGCUCCUGAGGACUCGGUGCGGGUCGUUGGGUCUGAUGACGGUAUCAUCUCAGGCUUGCCCGAAGUGCCAGAGGAAAAGGUCCGCAAGGACACUUUGGAGGCGUGGCAGCUCGAAGCUGCCAGCGUUGAUCGCUCCGUUCGCAUCCUCCCUGGAGUGAAGAAACUCAUGGACUCUAUCCCGGCUGGCCGGUACGCUGUCGCUACAUCUGGGGCAAAGACAUACGCCUAUGGAUGCAUGAAUAGAGUUGGAAUCACCCCACCUCCGGUCACCAUCACUGCCGACGACAAGCGUCUCAAGGCCGGAAAACCUGCGCCUGACCCGUUCCUCCUCGCUGCGGAAUGCCUCGGCUUCGAUGCCACUCGGUGUGUCGUCUUCGAGGACUCGCCCAGCGGUAUCCGUGCUGGUGUCGCGAGCGGGGCUACUGUCAUCGCCAUCUGCACCAGCCACGAACGUUCGCAAAUCGAAAACUGCGGAGCCCACUAUAUCGUCGAGAAUCUGGAGAGUGUCGGAUGCCAGGUGGUGGAUGGGCAACUGAAGUUCACUGUGAAGGCGUAG